Molecule: messenger RNA, 2662 nt
Organism: Brachypodium distachyon (stiff brome)
Lineage: Eukaryota; Viridiplantae; Streptophyta; Magnoliopsida; Poales; Poaceae
Product: subtilisin-like protease SBT3.8
Exons: 10
Coding region: 287-2509 (740 amino acids)
Biological process (GO): proteolysis
Molecular function (GO): serine-type endopeptidase activity
Source: RefSeq, a predicted model, not a curated record
AAUCUUAAUAUCCGGCUUGGUACUACUCCUUGUUUAAUCGUGGCGGACCUGAUCAAAGAGCGGUGCUUUGUACUACUCCUUGUUUAUUAAUCCGGCUUGGUACUACUCGUUGUCUUUAAUCCUCUGUCACUUGCCUUUCACCUAAACAACACGCAAACAAGUUCGUCUGAAAUGUUCUUGGACGCCGUGAUUAGUUGUCCCUGCCGGCUGCUAUAUAUACAUACGUUCUACACAAUUCAGGGACACUCGAAGCGAUCGAUAACACUGUCUCUUCUCGGAACCAGACAUGUGUUUACGUACAAUUUUCUCUUGUGCUCUGCUACUGUUGACACUGCUGCUUCCUUCAGCUAGUGCGUCGAGCAAAUCAAAAUUUCAGCUCUAUAUUGUGUAUAUGGGGGAAAAGAAACAUGAUGAUCCAACCAUGGUCACAGCGUCGCACCAUGACGUACUAACCAUUGUUCUUGGGAGCAAGGAUGAAGCUUUGAAGUCGAUAGUUUACAGCUACAAGCACGGGUUCUCUGGGUUUGCGGCGAUGCUCACCAAGUCCCAAGCCGAGGCACUUGCAAAAUUUCGUGAAGUCGUGAGCGUGAAGGCUAACAUUUACCACGAAUUGCACACAACUCGGAGCUGGGACUUCCUUGGCCUCGAGUACAACCAGCCACCACAACAACCGGGCGGCCUCCUCCAGAAAGCAAAGUACGGUGAAGAUGUCAUCAUCGGAGUGGUCGAUACAGGCAUAUGGCCCGAAUCACGAAGCUUCGACGACAACGGGUACGGCCCCGUGCCAGCAAGGUGGAAGGGCACAUGUCAGGCCGGCCAAGAGUUCAAAGCCACGAACUGCAACAGAAAGAUCAUCGGUGCGCGGUGGUACUCCAAAGGCGUCAGCGAGGAGUUGCUGAGGAGCGAAUACACGUCUCCCAGGGACAUGCACGGCCACGGCACGCACGUCGCCUCGACGAUCGCAGGUGGCCAGGUGCGGGGAGUGAGCUACGGGGGGCUAGCCACCGGCGUUGCACGUGGCGGCGCGCCGCGAGCCCGGCUGGCGAUCUACAAGGUUUGCUGGGUCGGCCGGUGCACGCACGCGGCGGUCCUUGCGGCCAUCGACGACGCCAUACAUGACGGCGUGGACGUCCUGUCGCUGUCGCUGGGAGGGGCCGGCUUCGAGUACGACGGGACGCUGCAUGCCGUGCAGAGGGGGAUCUCCGUCGUGUUUGCUGGCGGGAACGAUGGACCCGUGCCGCAGACGGUGACCAAUGCUGUCCCGUGGGUCACCACGGUGGCCGCAAGCACGAUUGACCGGUCUUUUCCGACCUUGAUGACGCUCGGGAGCGAUGAAAAGUUGGUGGGGCAAUCACUUCACCACAAUGCAUCUGCGAUCAGCAGUGACUUCAAGGACCUUGUUUACGCGGGAAGCUGCGACCCUCGGUCACUUGCGUUGAGCAAUGUCACCGGCAAAAUCGUCUUCUGUUAUGCACCGGCGGCAGCAGCCAUCACGCCGCCGCGGCUAGCACUUCCUCUAGCCAUUAACUAUACCAUGGAGGCCGGGGCGAAGGGCCUUAUCUUCGCACAAUAUGCUGCCAAUGUCCUUGGCCGCCUAACCGCGUGCAAUGGCAUUAUGCCCUGUGUGCUAGUGGAUUUUGAAAUCGCACAAAGAAUUUUCUCCUACGGGGUUAUCGCAGAGAGUCCAGUGGUGAAGGUGUCGCCUACUAAGAGUGUUGUCGGAAAUGGGGUGUUGCCGCCGAGGGUCGCUUUAUUCUCAUCAAGAGGCCCGAGCCCCUUGUUCCCAGGCAUACUCAAGCCUGACGUGGCUGCACCCGGAGUUAGCAUCUUGGCUGCCAAGGGCGACUCCUACGUGCUCUUUUCUGGCACAUCCAUGGCAUGCCCUCAUGUCUCGGCAGUCACCGCGUUGCUCAAGUCCGUUUACCCAAACUGGUCGCCUGCUAUGAUCAAGUCCGCCAUUGUCACCACAGCUUCAGUGACCGACCAUUUCGGUAUGGAGAUCCAAGCGGAGGGGGUCCCAAGGAAAGUAGCCGAUCCCUUUGACUUCGGUGGUGGCCAAAUAGACCCAGACAGGGCCGUUGACCCUGGCCUUGUUUAUGAUGUGGAUCCAAGGGAGUUCAAUAGUUUUUUUAAUUGUACACUUGGAUUUUCAGAAGGUUGCGACUCUUACGACCUCAACCUCAACCUCCCGUCAAUUGCCGUGCCGAACCUCAAGGACCAUGUCACAGUCCGACGCACUGUCAUUAACGUCGGGCCAGUGGAAGCCACCUAUCGAGUGGCUGUUGCGGCCCCAUCGGGGGUAGAAGUGUAUGUGGAUCCAUCCAUCAUCAGUUUCACCAGAAGUAGUAGCAGAAAUGCGACGUUUAUGGUGACAUUCACGGCAAGACAAAGAGUGCAAGGUGGAUACACCUUUGGGAGCCUGACAUGGUCUGAUGGAAGUACUCAUUUGGUGAGAAUUCCGGUCGCAGUACGAACAGUGAUACAAGAAUUUGUUGCCGAUACAUCUUAAGUUUAUUGGUUGCUGAUAUUAUUGGUUGACACCAUAUACUCCGUCGGACCUUUUUACAUGUUCAUUUUUAAGAAGUUGACAAACAACAACUAAAUGUACUUUUGCUGGAGCAUGAUUGGAAAAUUUACAUUAUAAAACAUAAACAAGUUAAUU